Molecule: messenger RNA, 1590 nt
Organism: Chara braunii
Lineage: Eukaryota; Viridiplantae; Streptophyta; Charophyceae; Charales; Characeae
Source: the annotation of a GenBank genome assembly
ACGUUGGCCGCUGGAUAGAAGAAGAGCACUGUGCCGUCUGCCCAGAGGACGACAGUGCUGCACCUGGUGUGAACAUAGAAGUGUGGGAGAGGCUAGCAGCAACCAUCCCUUCAUAGAACUUCACCGACACAACAGAAUGUUUGCAGGAGGAGGUUAUGCUGUUUGUUAACAAGGUAGCAGAACUCGUCCACAGCAAAGCUGUCGCAAACUACGGGGCACCUAACAAAAACAUCGGCGAUGCUUUCCUCAUUGUUUGGAAAAAGCAUAUUGUUGACCAUACUGCAUUGAAGAGUGGCGGAUCUUCAUUUGCUGAUCGAGCAUUGCGGGCAUUCCUAGAGAUCAUCGUGGAGAUUGAAACAAGCACCCAGUUCUCGGCAUUCACAUUUCAUCCUGCCAUCCAGAAGCGCAUGCCAGGUUACCGAAUCAAGAUGGGUUUUGGAUUACAUGUGGGAUGGGCAAUUGAGGGAGCAAUCGGCUCACGACAUAAGGUGGACCCGUCCUAUCUGUCCCCACAUGUCAACAUGGCGGCUCGACUUGAGGCAGCGACAAAGCAGUAUGGUGUCACCAUACUGCUGUCAGAGACAGUACUAGCAAAUCUCUCAAAACCUUAUCUCAGGUCUGGGUGCCGGAGGCUGGACCGUGUGACGGUGAAAGGUAGUGCAGAGCCCCUUUCCCUUUUCACAUUUGAUCUGCCUGUGCUGCAGAAGGGAUUGAAAGGCGACAGCACAGAGUACCGUGAGCGCUUUACACGAGGUGUUGAUUCCUACCUGCUUGGCGAUUGGAAUGAGGCGGUGAGGCGACUGCGACAGUGCCAACGCAUUUGGCCAGAUGAUGGACCUGCACGCGUUCUCCUGAACUUCAUGGAGCGCCAUGGAAACAAAGCUCCUUCAGCUUGGAAGGGCUUUAGGGAGCUCACAGAAAAGUAGCACUCAACUGCCAAGAUGGCUAUGAGGUCCUGAUGGAGUUACCAUCGAGUCCAUCUGCAGCCGCCAAGGUGAGUCAUUAUGAAGGUUCUUGGAAGUUUGAAGUCGCCGUAAAGCGAUUGCAAGGAACUCCAUGAACUUAUUAUCUUCAGGCUUGGCAGCGCGGCUGGAUAUGCAGCCAGAUUUGUGGGGUCUAGAUGAUCUGGCUGGACCAUCGGGCAGGUCUGGGCCAAGAACUGGAAAAGGGUUCCGCACAGGCCCAUGUCCGUGUUUGUCCAUGUCUGUCCGCCAACCGCAUACUGUUUUCCGACUCGUUGCCCAGGCGUUUCUGGAUGGUCCAGCAACACCAGUCAGAGUCCGGAUUCCGGACCCAAGAAAUCUGGCAAGAUGUGCGGCCCUACUACCUGGUCUUGAAGUUUGUUCCAGAUGGUUACCAUGGCAUCAUGUGCAGCUACUGUGAAGUUACGAUGAAGUUACUGCGUGUUAAGGCCAUGUGGACCACCAGAUGACCUCAGCCCAUCACCCGCCUGCCCAUUAGUCUGUGAGAAGGAUCUGCUGUACCACAGCUAGGAUAUCGUAUAGCGGACGUAGGAGGAAUAUGUCUUGUCUGUCUGCAUGCAAUUGUAUUUUCCUUGUACCCUUCGCCAAAUAAAAUUUGUGAUUUUCC